Molecule: messenger RNA, 5037 nt
Organism: Salmo salar (Atlantic salmon)
Lineage: Eukaryota; Metazoa; Chordata; Actinopteri; Salmoniformes; Salmonidae
Product: serine/threonine-protein kinase 40
Biological process (GO): protein phosphorylation
Molecular function (GO): ATP binding; protein kinase activity
Source: RefSeq, a predicted model, not a curated record
UUGUCAGGUGGCGCUGCUAUGGAAAGAUGAGAUCAGAAAGCUGACGAAUGGAAGCUGUUCCUGAGUGGUCAUUUCGGUAAUAGUGGCUCAAACAAACAUUGCGCGAUAUCAACCCCCCAUAUACGGUCUCCAUUGGUUGGGGCAACAAACUGCUUAUGCACCGAACAAAUACUUUUAAAGAAAUGUCCAUGCAGUAGCAAUACAACGCAGACUUUCCUCGGCGUUUUCAGCUCGAGAGCUCCAGCAUGUCUAAGCGACGCUCUUUGGAGAGGGGGGCCGGAGAGACCUCAGUCAGGGCCAGCAAGCUCCUCUGUCCUGGAAUAGCUGGAAGCAACGCCAAGAGGGCAGGUCCCUUUGUCCUGGGGCCUCGUUUGGGGAACUCGCCCGUGCCAAGCAUAGUGCAGUGUCUGGCCAGGAAGGAUGGGACGGAUGACUUCUACCAGCUAAAGAUCCUGACGCUGGAGGAGCGGGCAGACGCGGCCGGGGAGACCCAGGAGGAGAGGCAGGGGAAGAUGCUGCUGCACACCGAGUACUCCCUCCUCUCGCUGCUCCAUAACCAGGACGGAGUGGUGCACCACCAUGGCCUGUUCCAGGAUCAGGCGUACGAGAUUGUGGAGGACCCGGAGGCUAACAAUGGCAAGGUGCGCCGACUGAAGAAGCGGAUCUGCCUGGUGCUGGACUGCCUCUGUGCGCACGACUUCAGCGACAAGACUGCGGACCUCAUCAACCUGCAGCACUACGUCAUCAAGGAGAAGCGGCUGAGCGAGCGCGAGGCCAUCGUCAUCUUCUACGACGUGGUGCGCGUGGUGGAGGCCCUGCACAAGAAAAACAUUGUGCACCGAGACCUGAAGCUUGGAAACAUGGUGCUGAACAAACGGACUCAUCGGAUUACCAUCACCAACUUCUGCCUGGGCAAGCACCUGGUGAGCGAGGACGACCUGCUGAAGGACCAGCGAGGAAGUCCAGCCUACAUCAGCCCUGACGUACUGAGUGGCCGGCCAUACCACGGUAAGCCCAGUGACAUGUGGGCCCUUGGCGUGGUGCUGUUCACUAUGCUCUACGGCCAGUUCCCCUUCUACGACAGCAUACCUCAGGAGCUGUUCCGCAAGAUCAAGGCUGCAGAGUACUCUAUCCCAGAGGACGGGCGUGUGUCGGAGAACACUGUGUGUCUUAUACGGAAGCUGCUGGUGCUAGACCCCCAGCAGAGGCUGACCGCUGCCGAGGUCCUGGAGUCUCUCAGCGGCAUUAUUGCCUCAUGGCAGUCAGUAUCCUCUUUGACCGGUCCUCUUCAGGUUGUACCGGACAUCGAUGACCAGGUCAGCCACCCAGAGCAUCUCCAGGAGGUGAAAAUGAUGGAGGAGUCGUCGCAGUACGAGUUUGAGAACUACAUGCGCCAGCAGCUGCUGCUGGCUGAGGAGAAGAACACUAUUCACGAGGCCAAGGCCAGCUUCCUCGCCAAGCGCCAGUUCAGCGCCAUCCCGCCCGUGCGGCGCUUGGGCCACGAUGCCACACCCGUCAGCCCUCUUGAUGCCGCCAUCCUGGCCCAGCGCUUCCUCCGGAAGUAGCCCCUUCACCCAUCACCUUGCCCUCUGGGGGACAAGUGGGGUGGGGGACACAAGGGUUGGGUCGGGAAGGUACCCUGAAACUGAGAAUAUCUAUGGGAGCUUAGCCCCAGCCUGACCCUCCCUUGGAUAGAGGGGUCCCUAGCUGUGGUGAGUUAGGUAGGUGGAGUGGGAAUAGACAUGGGGGGGGCAGAACUGAUCACUCACCUGACAACCUCUCAUAGUUUUCACACUUCAAGUCUGGGUGUUGGUUGUGUGCACAGGAAUGGCAUGGCUGGAGAAUCUGAAGAUCUCAACCAAAGGCUCCCACUGAACCCCCCCCCCCUUAGCCAGCCAGCUAUGGGCACAUAUGGACUCAGCCAGCCAGCUAUGGGCACAUAUGGACUCAGCCAGCCAGCUAUGGGCACAUAUGGACUCAGCCAGCCAGCUAUGGGCACAUAUGGACUCAGCCAGCCAGCUAUGGGCACAUAUGGACUCGUACAGGCCAGGGGGAUACCAGACACGCGUGUGUGUUUGGACAUGAAAAGCCCCCCCCCCCCAAUUUGUUUCCCUCCGCUGAGACCUGGCCAUCACCCUCCUACCUACCCCCACUUAUUCUUGAAAACCCUGAGCAAUACAGGGCCAGUAGAACCAUGUAGCAACCUUCCUCUAACCUCUCUCCCCUCAACUCUCCAAACUGAGAUCACUUGAUCAUGGACGUAAUUCACUCUCUUUAGUUUCCUCAUAACCAAAAUGAUCUGGACUAGUCCCGUCUCUAAACUGACGACUUCAAAUCUACCUCUCUCAAUCUUUAUUUUUAAUUGUAUUUUUUUGUGUGCAUUUUACAUCAUGUCCACCAUUCUCGGAAAACAAGGAAUUGUCGGGGUAGUGUUGUCACCGUAGACAGAAAGCAUUACUAUGUUUUGGUGCAUAAAGGUUUGGAAUGUGGAAUAUGAAUAAGCUUUUUUCCUUAUGACUAAUAACUAGCAUUUUACCCGUCUAUCUAUUCUACAUUGAAAAUGCUAACUAUCAAAGGGUGGCCAAAUCGCCUACUUCUAAGUAGCAGAUUGCAUUGUUUUCUUGCUUUCGCUCUCACCCCCUGUGGAACCAUUGUUUUGCAUUUAGGUGUCAAAAAGCCACGUUAUUUAAGCCCAGUGAGUCAGUGCAGACCCUUAAACUAGCCAUCCUUCCCUAUCUUGCCUGCCUCAGUUGCUUGCACAUACUGAGACCAUACAGGCUUUUCUAAGACUGGCUGGACUGAAUGUGUCCGCUAUGAAAGAUGGGCAUCCCUCCUGUUGCCUCUGUCUUAAUCGUGAAUGCUCCAGUGUGUAGCAAAAGUUUCAAAUCAAACAAAGCCGUGAUGAUCAUAGUAGCUCUCAAGCCCUUUUAGCUGUUGUAAGUUAUAUUGUAGUAGCUGAUCAUGAGACUUACUAUGAUGUUGAUAGUGAUAAUUGAAUCAGUGUAAUAUUUCAUAGAGAAACUCAACAAUGAGGUGGUCUGUCGCGUUAUGCACGUUCUCAAGCCUCCCUCUGCUGGCGGUGCCAUAGAGGUGCCUAACGUCGUGAUCAAUCCAACCAUUCUGCACAGAGGCUAACGGCUGUUUCGUCUAAAGUACACUAGUGUCCUGGAAAUACGAUGACAUUGCUAAAGUAGGCAGAUAUUUAGUAGGAAAAAUGUUUGCCAUUAUGUCGGCAAAUUUACUUUAGACAGAUGGCAAUGUUGUCGUUUGUUAGCAAAGUUUGUCAAAAAAUAGCUAGCAAUGUUGCUAAGCUACUAACUCGUGAACAAUAUUAGUCAUCUGUUCACAUAAGCUUGCCCAUCUUUAUAGGUAUUCGCAUUGCUUAGGCCUUCACCCUAUUUAUAUCCAAAUUGAUCACAUGAGUAGAAACUUGAGUCAGUUUUGUCCUAUUUCAUUGUAUAUUGUCUUUUUCCUCAAUUUCAUGUAUGUUUAUUUUGUUAUUUAUUCACUGUCCAUUUUCAGGCAUCAAAUCUAUUUUCCAUUUUAGCUUUAAGCAAGAAGUGUUCUGGUUCCAUUUGUUUCUCCAAACAUUCAAACUUGAGCCGCCAUUGCAGUUUUUUUCUCUCUAUCAGCCAUCUUCAUUAAAGAUCUCUUUUUAUUAUUUUUUACCAUUGCCACACACUCGUGGUCGAUUUAAGCUACACUAAUAAUGAGACUGACUGCAUAGUUCUAUUUUUUACACAAAUAAUCGUGCAUUAUGAUGAUUUAUGGUAGUGAUCUGUUUAUUACCCUGAUCCCAGUUCUGUUUGUGCAGUCUUGCCAACUCCUGUUGCCUUGACAAUGACCAGCACAAACAGAUCUGGGACCAUGCCAACUGUUUUAUCGCCCCAUACCAGACUUUUGGUCAGUAUGUAAAUAUAAUACCAUCAUUACAGCGACAACACCAGUAGAGCUUCCAUCUAGUGGAACGAUAUCAGCUCUGAUCAGGGGUACAUUCAGUAAGGUGAAAUGUUGCAGAUAGGAAUGUGUUGAAUAGAACUGAUAUGAUUCCAAAUUCAACAUGACCGGAAAUCAUAUCUUCAUCUGAACGUUUUGUAACAUUGCACACUCCUGAACAGCCCCACUUUAACACAAAUUAUGCAUCGGAGGCAAUGCUUGCCACCACAUUUGAAAAGAAUUCAUAAAUGUAAUGAGAUUUUGAGAUGUUAGCUUUUUCCCCACCUCAAUGUGAAUUUCUGGGUAUAAAAGCAGUAUUGUAGUUGAUAGUGUGUCAGUAGUUGAUGAGAAAAGGGUAUUUUGUGUACACCACAGCCCUUGCUGAAGUUGAAGGCAAAUUUGUGAUCCCAUCUUACUUGAGGGUGACCAUAACCCACUAUUGGAUAUAAAUAUGUAGGUUUAUUAGGUAAGACCCUUGAUAGUAAUGUAUUAUCUGUAGCAUUAUCAAGAUAGUGUUCACAUUUGGCUGUUGGAAUUGUCCCAAUUUUCUAUGAAAGUUGUCCCCUUCAUAGACGUUCUGUGGACUGAAAGCACCAUACGAAGCAUGAUGUUGAGCUCUUUGUAAAAUGUGAUUUUUGCAUGAUUUUUUAAUAUUUUUUUUUACUUGCAAGGCGGUCCCAGAAUUAUAAUUGCCUAAAAUCAACCAACAAGGAAGAAUUUGGAAUUUGAGUCUUACAGAAAAACCUAAUGUUUUUCAUAAUACAACCGAUUUUCAUUUAAUGAACAUUCAACUUAAUUUUUCAUUUUUACCAUAAUUCUAAAAUGGGGGAAAUGUCUGUCAGUUUAACGAUGUAUUUGAUUUGCUGAAUAUUUCAACUGGAAAAUAGAUGAUGGUGUAUGAUGUGGUGGUAAAAAAUGGUUGAAAACCAGCAGGAUUUGUUGUAAGCUGCUUUGUUGGAUAUGGGCGUCUAAUACAAAAACCUGGCUAAUUGUACAGAGAUGGGGGGAAAAAAAGAAAAAAAGUUUGUAUAAAAGACUUAUUUUUGUACUUCAUCAAAUCUCUACAUGCAUGUCAGCAAUAAACUUUGAUAUGGAAAAAUA